CAGAUGGAGGACCGCUUGCCUUCUCCGCGUUGACCUCGGGGGAGGGCGCCGGGUCGGGGAGUAGCAGUAGCAGCAGCAGGAAGGAUAGCAAUAGUAGCAAUAAGAGGAAAGUGACAGACAGGAAGCGCACCAGCGGUAGCGAUGACGAAAUCAUGGGCACGGGUCGUAGAGAUGGAGGCCAGGGCCAGGAGCAGCAUGUCCUUCCCUCCCACCACAAGCAGCCCCCGCAUCCGUCUCAUCGGCAUCAGCGACAGGAGGGAUGGGGCCAUCGGCGAUGGCGGGAGGCUUCGGAGGGGCGCCAGCGGGGCGGGGUGGGAGGAGCGGGGCAAAGUCAGUGGCCUGUGGGAGAUCUGGAAGACGUGACGCAGCUUCGCAACUUGGAGCGGACGGUGGAAGAGAUCACCGGACCCUUGGAUGCCACUAUGUGUCGCGGCGCCUUGACGGCCUGCUCGCGCCUGCACCAGCCCGACAAAGCCGCCUGGAUCAUCGAAAAAAUGCGCGAACGCGGUCCUCCCCCGGACGAGACUUGCUACGCGACGGCGAUCGACACCUGUGCCCGCAAAGGUCGAUGGUCGGUCGCGGUGUCCCUUUUGUCGACAAUGCGGCACACGGACGGAUUGGCGGUGGAAAACCCGACAUUCGCCGUGGUUAUGGCCGCCUGCCACCGGGCGGGGCAAACCGAACGGGUCCUGGCCCUCUUGACGGAGAUGGAGGAGGCAGGGACAGGGGGAGGGAACCGGGGAGGGGCGUACGCCACGGCCGUCCACUCUACCUUGGCCUCGAGAGAGUAUGGGGAGAUGCUGCGGG
Nannochloropsis gaditana CCMP526 is the source of this 807-nucleotide messenger RNA. RefSeq lists its product as uncharacterized. Gene Ontology annotation, molecular function: protein binding. The annotation marks the transcript as partial. The transcript has a single exon. The record is from RefSeq and is a predicted model, not a curated record.